Closterium sp. Naga37s-1 is the source of this 1818-nucleotide messenger RNA. Lineage: Eukaryota; Viridiplantae; Streptophyta; Zygnematophyceae; Desmidiales; Closteriaceae. The record is from the annotation of a GenBank genome assembly.
AUGCUCUCUAUGAUAAAAGCCUCAGCAUCCUCCGCGGCUCCUCCGCCGCCAAACGUGGAAGACGACGACGGCGAACCGCACUCUCCCACAGGCCAGGUCGCGUCUACUCCUCCCCUCUCCUCCUGCGGACCGCGCUCCGCGUCGCUCGAGCGCAGUCCCGAACGCUACGGCGUGAAGAGCGCCGUGAGUAACGCCGACAUGUACGCUUUCUGCCCGCUCGCGGUCGCAAGCAGCACUCCGGGCCGCCGUCCCCCGCGCAGGGGGCUCGGCGGAAGCGGAAGCUACUCCGGGCGGUACGCGCGCUCCCCUUCUCCGCAGCGUGCCGCGGCCCCAGCUGCUCCGGUCGAGCCCCUUCGUCUCGGUCCGCUAAUCGCGGCGAUCAGUCAAGCCGACGUCGCCGCGAUUCGCGAAGCGGUGAAGGCGGUGCGCGCGGCGAUUAAAGCGACCCCGGAGAAUAAGAAGCGAUUGAUUCAAGCCGGCGGGGUUCAGUUCCUGAUUAAUAUCGUCGCCGAGUCGCCCGACGGCGACACGGUGGAGCACGCGGUGACCGUUCUGUACAACGUAUGUCGCGAGGAAGGCGGGCGCGACGCGAUCGUCAGCGGCGCGGCAGGCGGGUUGGAGGCGCUGGUCAAGGCGCUUCGGGCGGAGAAAUCAGCGGCACGGGAAAACGCAGCGGCUGCGCUGUUCUGCCUUGCUUGGGGCAUCCAGACCCCCAGUGGCGGCGGAAACGGCGGCGGAAAAGGCGGAAGGGGGUCAAGGGGGCCGUCGCCGUCGCGCCCGACUGGGGCCCGAUCCACGUCAGUUGGUGCUGUGUCCAUGUCACCAUCGGUAUCAGCCAGGUCAUCGCCACACACCCCGUCCCUCCCCCCCUCCCCAAGUGUAAAGUCCCCCACGGCGUCUACCGCGCUGCUGCGCUCCCCCUACGACUCGAGGGAAUUCUCAGGUGUUAUCUCAGGUGGUGGCAGCAGUCCUACUCAAUCUGAGGGUCCAGCGCAAACAGUAGCAGGGGUUAGCGGCACUACAGCCGGAGCAGGGGAAGCAGCAGCAGGGCCGACGGAGGCUGCUACAGCAGGAGAAGUGGCAGCUGCUACCGCCGGGCCGGGGACUACAGCUGGUGCUGCGGAUGAUGCAGCCGGGGCUGCGAGUGCUACGGCAAAUGGGACUGGUUCGGAGCAGGGUAAACGAGAUACUACCCCCCCGCAGUCAUCCACACCUUCCGCCGAAACAGCUGUUCUAAAGGCUCGAGAACAGCUAGCAGAAAUCAAGCUGCGAAUCGGGAAAGUCGGAGCCAUCCCAGCCCUAGUUGAAAUUUUCCUUUCGGGCAGCACGAGGGGAAAAAUCGACGCUGUGUUGGCGGUUCUCGCUUUGCUAAGUGGCGGCGACCACCACCGGGAAUUAUUGGAGGAGUUUCUAAACACUGGUGGGCUGAGUAUUUUGUUGAAUAUGGUUCAGGAAGCGAACGAGGAUUUGGAGAAUCGAGCGAUGGCGUUAGUUUCGUUUAUCGCGUGUUCGUCGACAGGCAGGCGUGCGAUUAAGGAGGCGAAAUCCGCGAACGGUAACGGCGGGUUAGAGGUAAUUGCGGACGUGUUGGAUUUGACUUCGUCGCAGAAAGCUAGGCAGGAGGCUGUAAGCGCGCUGCUGCUGCUAGCUAGGCACGACGAGGAGGCGAGGAGGGUGAUUGGUCGCGAAGGGGUCGUGCCUGCAUUGCAUAGGGUUACCCGCGAGGCAACGGGUUCUGCAGGGGACAAGGCGAAGGAACUGCUUGUGCUCCUGCGAGAGCAGUCCGCCGCUUCUGGGCAGCUGCAGGCAGCAGCUUGA